CACAACCGCAGGAAAUUAAAAAAAGAAAAAAAAGGAAAACAAUCCCACCGCAGUGUUUUCAUUCCUCUUUCUCAUUCCUCCCAUCUCUUCUCUUCUAACUUCAACGUGGUGAACACUCUCCUAUCCUGCGCCCUUCUCUCCGACCUUCCCUUCCAGAAAUGGAGAAGUUGGAGACUCAUGAUUUCAUGAGCGUAGACUCCUUCUCCCAGCUGCCCUUCAUACGCCCUGCGCACAUUAGACAGAAGGGCAUCCGCCUCUUCGGCAUCGAAUUCACCAGCCAGAAAGAAACCGAGCUAGAUUCCGACGACGCUAACGUGAGCCAUGAUGCGAAGGAUACGCCAGAAGAGAGCAGCCGUAGGUUCGAGUGCCACUACUGCUGCAGAAAAUUCCCCACCUCUCAGGCCUUGGGCGGACACCAGAACGCGCACAAGCGCGAGCGCCAGCACGCUAAACGUGCGCACCUCCAGUCCGCCCUGGCGCACGAUAGCAUCCACGAGUCCGGGAACGUCUACGGCCUCCUCAAUUACCGGCUCGGCUCAGCGCCCGCUCCGAACGGCGCGUACAUGGCUGGCCGUGGGUUCGAGCCAUCUCAUCCCUACACGUGGAACAACCGUGUGUACGCUGGACACGUGGUGGACUCGCAACCGUUGCCUGGGAUGUGGAGAAUCCCGGUCGUACAAAGCCAAGGGCACCUGAUCUUGGAUCGCAACCGUCCAUCAACGGUCCAGAUGCCGCUGCUCGAAUCUAGAGUAGUUGAUUUAGAUGGCCCACCCUACAACCGCCACGUGUACGGAGGAGCCACCACCCUCAACGUGCAUGAUCCUGUGAGUUUGGAGCUGCGUCUGUAGAAAGAAAAGUGUGGGAAUUUUGUAUUAAAAAAAAGACAUUUUUUCUCUUAUAUGGAAAUGAUAUUUACACCCCACUUUUUGAUAUAAACAGCCCUUUGUAGACCCAUUUUCUUGAUUGGUGUUCACUUCACCAAAGAGACAAAGGGGUGUAUCUAUCAAAAAUAGGCGGUUUUAAUAUCUGCUCCCUUAUUAUUUCUUGGACUGAGAUGACUUUGCGCUACGUGGGCCACGCCUGCAUCAGAUCCACCCCGUCCAUCAGGUGGGCCGCCACAUUUUCACCGUGGAUCCAAAAAAACAGUUCAUUCCAAGCCUUGAAUGGGCCACACCAUGGGGAACGGUGUUAAAUCAUUCAUCUUAAUGCGAUGCGUCAGAUGGAUGGAUUGGAUGAGACAUAUACACCACGGUGGACGUACACACAAUUGGACGAUUUUAAUGGUGGGACUUCCCAUCUCGACGGUUGAAUUGGCUUGAUUGUUGGGUCCUGAUCCAAAUCCAAGCUGGCGAAGCUGAUGGACGGUGAGGAUCUCAUCCACAUCAAUUCAUCCCGUCCACGUCAGCAAAAGUCCGUUAUUUUCUUCGUUUUUCUGAGGCAUGUGUAAUUCCCAAUAAUGGAAAUUUUCCUUAUUUUUGUACA
Messenger RNA from Magnolia sinica, 1482 nucleotides. RefSeq names its product zinc finger protein 8-like. The record is from RefSeq and is a predicted model, not a curated record. Gene Ontology annotation, biological process: trichome differentiation; trichome morphogenesis; response to gibberellin. Gene Ontology annotation, molecular function: DNA-binding transcription factor activity. The coding region runs from base 159 to 848 and encodes 229 amino acids. NCBI's taxonomy places the organism in Eukaryota, Viridiplantae, Streptophyta, Magnoliopsida, Magnoliales, Magnoliaceae. The transcript has a single exon.